GCGCGGGCAGUGCGCAGCUGUCACCCCGCGGGCGGGGGUCAUGCGGAACGUCCCUCAGCUCUUGAGCGGACCCACGUGCCUCUUUGCCGGCUGGCUGAGCAGCCAGCGUAGCGUGCAACUGUGCAGCUUGCAGCAGGCUUUGCUCCACUCCCGGCACACAAAGCAGAACUGCGCCCGCCCCCCUCUCGUUCUUCUGGGUUAGGCUGGGAGCGCGGGGAGGGGAGCGUUGCUGUUUGAAUGAGAAAUUCACCCAUCUCCCCGCUCCCACGGGAGGAGCCCUGGGGAAAAGAAAAAGAGAGAGAGAGAGAGAGAGAGAGAGGCGGGAAGGGAGGGGGGGUGCCCCGCCCGCUCGUUUGAGCAAGGAGGCGGCCGCAGAGACCAUCUCCCGUGGAAGGCCGCGCGAGCGCCGCCUUCCCCCGCGCGUGGGCGGCCGCCGCUAGGGGGAGCUGUGCUACAGAGAGAGAGGGGAGAGGCAGCUGCCGCAGGAGGCGAAAGAUCUUCCCCCCCCGCCCCCGCCCCCGCGCCCGCGCUAUUUCUUCAGCCCAGGCUGCCCCCUGCCUCCUCAGCUCUGCGCUGCCGCUGUCAGUAGCGGCGGCCGGACGAGCCGCGGAGUCCCCCUACAGCCCCGCCGCGGAGCAGAGGCGGAGGGGACCGGGACCGGGACCGGGGCCGCGGCUGCUGCCGGCUUCCAGUUCUCUCCUCCUCCUCCCACCCACCCAGCUGUGUUAGUCUUCGUCCCGGCUGCCUUUGCUGCCGCUCGCCUUCCCGCUCUCCCAGCUGCUUUUGGUUUCCCUCUUGCCGUCGGUUUCCCCCUGUGCCCUGACCGGCGGGGUGUAAAUCUGAACGAGCCAAAAGCGGCGAGGGGGAGCCGCUCCGCGCGAAGGAAGGGCGGCGAGGUUGCUCGCGGAGCUGCCCGACCAGCCCCCAUCCAACCAUCCGGUAAGAAAGUAAAGAAGCCAGCCAGGGUGACACCGACUCGCCCGGAGGAGGAGGAGGAGGAGGAGAAGCAGCAGCGCGUCUUCUCUCCCGUCUCGCCUCCUUUCCGUCCCCGCUCUUCCCAGCCCCUCUCUUCCUCCGAGCCGCCGGCAGGAGCAGCCUGGACUCACGAUGGCUUCAACCCCUGCCUGCACCAGGUUCACCGACGAGUACCAGCUCUUCGAGGAGCUUGGAAAGGGGGCGUUCUCAGUGGUGAGAAGAUGUGUGAAAAUUCCUACAGGACAGGAGUAUGCUGCCAAAAUUAUCAACACUAAAAAGCUGUCUGCUAGAGAUCAUCAGAAAUUGGAAAGGGAAGCUAGAAUCUGUCGCCUUUUGAAGCACCCUAAUAUUGUACGGCUUCAUGACAGCAUAUCAGAAGAAGGAUUCCAUUACUUAGUCUUUGAUUUAGUCACUGGAGGUGAACUGUUUGAAGAUAUAGUUGCAAGGGAAUAUUACAGUGAAGCAGAUGCCAGUCAUUGUAUACAGCAGAUUCUAGAAAGUGUUAAUCAUUGUCACCUAAAUGGCAUAGUUCACAGAGACCUGAAGCCUGAGAACUUACUUUUAGCUAGCAAAUCCAAGGGAGCAGCUGUAAAAUUGGCAGACUUCGGAUUGGCUAUAGAAGUUCAAGGAGAACAACAGGCUUGGUUUGGUUUUGCUGGUACACCAGGAUAUCUUUCACCAGAGGUGUUACGAAAAGAUCCUUAUGGGAAGCCAGUGGACAUGUGGGCAUGUGGUGUCAUUCUCUAUAUUCUCCUUGUGGGAUACCCUCCUUUCUGGGAUGAAGACCAGCACAGACUCUAUCAGCAGAUCAAGGCUGGUGCUUAUGACUUUCCCUCACCAGAGUGGGAUACAGUGACUCCUGAAGCCAAAGACCUCAUCAAUAAAAUGCUUACCAUCAACCCUGCCAAACGUAUCACAGCAUCAGAGGCACUGAAGCAUCCAUGGAUAUGUCAACGUUCUACUGUGGCCUCUAUGAUGCACAGGCAGGAGACUGUAGAUUGCUUGAAGAAAUUCAAUGCAAGAAGAAAACUAAAGGGGGCCAUUUUGACAACUAUGCUGGCUACCAGAAAUUUCUCAGCAGCAAAAAGUUUACUGAAAAAACCUGAUGGAGUCAAAAAAAGGAAGUCCAGUUCGAGUGUUCAAAUGAUGAUAAACAACAAAACCAACGUGGUAACCAGCCCCAAAGAAAAUAUUCCUACCCCGGCGCUGGAGCCCCAAACUACAGUAAUCCACAACCCUGAUGGAAAUAAGGAGUCAACAGAAAGUUCCAAUACGACUAUUGAAGACGAAGAUGUGAAAGCUCGUAAGCAGGAGAUUAUCAAGGUUACUGAGCAGUUGAUUGAAGCUAUCAACAAUGGGGACUUUGAAGCUUACACAAAGAUCUGUGAUCCAGGCCUUACAUCUUUUGAACCUGAAGCUUUGGGGAAUCUAGUGGAAGGGAUGGACUUUCACAGGUUCUACUUUGAAAAUGCUUUGUCCAAGGGUAAUAAGCCAAUCCACACCAUUAUCCUCAAUCCCCAUGUCCAUCUUGUGGGUGAUGAUGCUGCCUGCAUUGCAUACAUACGGCUGACACAGUACAUGGAUGGAAGUGGAAUGCCAAAGACUAUGCAGUCCGAGGAGACCCGGGUCUGGCACCGCCGUGAUGGCAAAUGGCAGAAUGUUCAUUUUCACCGUUCAGGGUCACCAACAGUACCGAUCAACUAAAAUUCAACGAUGCCACUCUUGCAUUCUCCGUACUCAAAGCACCUGAUUGGUUACCAUGUGGGCCAUCCUGUUCUUCUCUUCAUGCAUGUUUCUGAGUGCAUGAAGCUGUGAAGGUUCUACAUGUAAUGCAUUUGUGAUGCAUUGUUUUGCUGUAUAUUUCAUCUGUACAUUUUGUUUACACUUCAGUGAAGAGGAUGUUCCAAGCAAAUUGAAAAUGACAAAACAAACGAAAAAAAACAAAAAUCAGAGUACAGUAGUAGAUACACAAUCCACUUGUCAUUUUUCUCUAUUAAUGCGAAAUUUUAACAAAUAACUUCAAAAUUACUAGGUUUGUAAAAAAUAAAAGUUUGGCUUGUUUGUUUUCAAAACCACUGGGUUUUCUUUGGUCAUAGUAGAAUCAAUGAGCUUUCCAAUUACAGCUUUGCUACUGCAGAAUAGUUUUGUUGGAAGACAAAAAUGGAUAAAAUCACUGAUGAAUGUGAAAGCAAAAAUAUGUUGGAUUGGAACCAGCUGAAGCCAUUUUAGUUAUUAAACUGGAAAAAUUGUAUCAUUUUCUAGCUUGAACACGUUAGAAUUAUCUUCUGCUGUUCUGGCCAGUCAGUAACAUUUUUUGUCUUUCUAUUUUGAGUCUUUACCUUUACUUUUUUAUGCUAACUGAAAAUUUAUAUUGGGUGAUAGAAGAGCAAAAUUAAAAUUUGUGGGGAACGAAGACUGAGUGGGGAUAGUUUUUGAUGAUUAAAGUGAAAGGGUAAAACAAAAUAGAUUAUCAUCACUUUCAGGGUGUACAGUAAAUUUAUGAAGGAAGCUUUAGAGAAUUAUUUUAUUUUGUUUAUGCUCUGGUCCAGAUAUGUGGUUAGUUUAACCGAGUACUAUUAGGCCUUACAAGCUUAGUAUAAAGAGUUUGUCUACUUUCCGUUGUAGCGGCUCCUACUCUGGAAAACUAUCAUGAAUAUACCAAUUUUCUAAUGAUACUAUAACACUUUACAAUGGUGUUACGCCUCCCCCCCGCCCCAUUUUCUCUUGGCUUAUUAAAAUCCUUACACAGUGCAUAAUAUUAGGGACAACAGUUAUUGCAGCAUUACUUAGUAACUGUUUUGAGGGGUUUUUUUUCUUUUGCUGCAUACACCUGUACAGUAAGUAGGGAAUGCUCUCAGUGUCAAUUUAAAACAUAUACUUUGUGACCUGGACUGUUUUUGAUUCUGUUUUAUAGCUGUGAAUGUAUAUUCCUGCAAACAUUUAGAUUUUUGUCUCCCUUCUUUCCCCCCACCCAUUUUUAAUAGAAAAAUAGAGGGGUUGUCUGUUUCUUUUUUGUUUUGUUCAUUGUUUCAUUAUCAGUGGGGCUAACUGUUUUCUGCAGUGCUGUAUAGUGCAUGAUAUCUCAAUCAGUGUUCUUUUUAGCAAUUACAAUUUACAGCUCUCAGCAGCCUGAAAUUUUUAAAAUGGGAAGACUUCCUAAUUUGUAUAAUUUUACUUUCUGUGUUGAUUAUAAAUCAGAAGCGUUCCUUUACACUUUGAUGUUGUUGUUAGUGGAUGUACAGUAGAUGGAUUUUAGCUUCUCUGAUAAUUAUUACAUAACUUAAAACAAUGUAUAUUUAAAAUAAGCAUUUACAGUAAAUGUGUUGAGCCAUAUUAACUUGCCAAUGGGAUCUGUGAAAAACAAAAAAGUAAUGGCCUAAUUUUUUUCUCAUUAAUUUCUUUACUUUUUUUGUGAAGCAGCUAUAAGUAGUAUAAAUGUAUUUAAAUUUAACAAAAUUAGGUGUAGGGUGGGUUUUUUUUUUUUUACACACUUUUAACAUAUAGCAUGUGGUGUCGAUGUAUUACUGUAGAUCAAGUUUGUCUUCCACACCAAGACGUGAGGAAAUUGUGACUCGUUCUCUCCACCACAAUCAAAUUAUACACUUGUCUUCUGUCAUUUUGGAACACUGCAGUUUACCAUGGGACACAGUGUACGUAUUUCUUGCCAUAAUGGUAAAUGACUGACAGAUGUAUUUAAGGAUUAAUAAAUUUGUGAAUUCUGCUGA
Messenger RNA from Dermochelys coriacea (leatherback sea turtle), 4700 nucleotides. RefSeq names its product calcium/calmodulin dependent protein kinase II delta (gene CAMK2D). The record is from RefSeq and is a predicted model, not a curated record. Gene Ontology annotation, cellular component: neuron projection; cytoplasm. Gene Ontology annotation, biological process: protein phosphorylation. The transcript has 21 exons. NCBI's taxonomy places the organism in Eukaryota, Metazoa, Chordata, Testudines, Dermochelyidae. Gene Ontology annotation, molecular function: calcium/calmodulin-dependent protein kinase activity; ATP binding; calmodulin binding. The coding region runs from base 1108 to 2679 and encodes 523 amino acids.